UGCUACCGACUGCGUAAUUAUACGAAACGCGUAUUUUUUGGAACUUUGACUAGACGACUUUCUAUACUAAACUUAUUAAUUAAAAUAGAGAUACCUAUCUAGCUAUAGUAGGCUUAUAGGUCCAGAAGUCUAGAGACUAGAGUAGAUCUGUCUAUACUAGGGUCUAGAUCUAGUGCAUAAAUUCUAAAACCAAAAGAUUUACCAGAUAAUCACUGAAUCAGCUAUGCUUGGCUGUGGCUUAGUAGGCGUUAUUGUCAUAGUAAUAAGUAUUGUUUUUCAAGUAUGGAAAAUCUUCUUGUGUGGGCCAACAGUGGCAACAGUUAUGUCAAAUACUCUUAUUGAUUGGCAGAAUAAAGGAAAUGAAAAAUGGAUUGAUGAUCAAAAAAUAUUUUAUAUUUUUGAACAAGGUGAAGGGAGUGCAGGAACAGUUAUAUGUCUUCAUGGAUUUCCUACAAGUAGUUACGAUUGGAAAAAGAUGUUGCCAGAUUUAAAAAAAGAGUUUAAUCAAAUACUUCUUUUGGAUUUCUUAGGAUUUGGUUUCAGUGACAAACCUGUAGAUUACACUUACACCAUUUUUAAACAAGCCGACAUCAUUGAAAAUCUAGCCUUUAGUCUCCAAAUUACUUCUGCUCACCUUCUUGCUCAUGACUAUGGUGACACUGUUGCUCUUGAACUCAUGGCCAGGUAUAAUUUUAAUGACUUGAAAUUUGAAAUCAACUCCCUGACUAUGCUCAAUGGAGGAAUAUUUCAGGAAACCCAUAAACCAAGAUUAUCACAGAAACUUCUGCUUAUUCCUGUCAUUGGAUACAUAACCAGUCAAGUUUUUAAUUUUCCAUUAUUUGUUUAUGGAUUUGGUGAAAUUUUUGGGGAAAUAAAACCAACCCAGGAAGAUUACCAAGACUUCUGGUCUUUGUUGUGUUACAAUAAUGGCCAUGCUGCAUCAUACAAAGUGAUAAAUUUUUUACGUGAGCGAAAAAAAUUUAAGGAGAGAUGGGUUGGAGCCCUGAAACAAACACAAGUAAAAGUUUUAUUCAUAUAUGGCCCUGCAGAUCCAGUUAAUCCUCCAGAAUUCAUUUCACAAUUUAGGAAAACAGUGCCAGGGAAAACUAUUGUCUCACUUUCACCUGAUGUUGGUCACUACCCUCAGUGGGAGUCACCCAGAGAAGUCACCAGAGCUUUCAUAACAUUUUUAAAACCUCUUUUAAUGUUUGUAACUGAGACUUAAUUUAAUUUGGUUAAAAUAAUUAUUUGCGUUUCAUUACAUAUUAUGUUUUUUUGUGUUACUUAAAAUUGAAAGCAUUUGUUAAUGAAUUUAUCAGAAGUUUAUUAAAUGUGGAAAAAAAAUGACAACAAAGGAAAAAUAUUGAGACAUUUUAUUUCUUAUAUACAAUAUAAAAAGGCAUUUACUUUAACACUAUAAUUAAUAAUUUAAAUCAUGCUGCCAUUUUAAUUAUAGCAGCUUAAAAAACUAUGUUGCUUAAUGAUUGCUUGAAUGUAUGUAAAACAAAAUAAAUUAUUUAAAAUGUAUCAUACUAUAAUUGACAUAUAAUAGUUAGUAAGACAAACAAUUUAAUUUUUUAAAACUAAAAGACAUUCUUUUGUUACAAAAAAAACUCUCUUUGUACUAUGUACACAUUAUUGUUGAAAAAAUAAUAAUAAAAAAAUAAAUUACAUUACUAAAUAGCAUAUGAAAUAUGAAAAAAUGUUUUUGUAAGAUAUUUAGAACCUAGUUAAACUACAUGUUAAUAAUUACUACUUUUGAUGUUGUUUCUUUUUUAUUUGACUGUUACAAAUUAAUAUGAAAAUUGAAUGUUAUUUGUAUUCUUUGAAAUGUGAUGAUUUGAAAACAAAAAUUAAUUUGUGAUUUUACAAGAGCUGUGAUGUAUUAGUAGGUUUCUAUGUUUCUAUUCAUUUUAAACAAAUAUUAAAAAUACAUUAAUGAACAUUCUA
Biomphalaria glabrata is the source of this 1950-nucleotide messenger RNA. RefSeq names its product mesoderm-specific transcript protein-like. NCBI's taxonomy places the organism in Eukaryota, Metazoa, Mollusca, Gastropoda, Planorbidae. Gene Ontology annotation, molecular function: catalytic activity. The transcript has 11 exons. The record is from RefSeq and is a predicted model, not a curated record. Bases 224 to 1225 code for a protein of 333 amino acids.